Phodopus roborovskii (desert hamster) is the source of this 377-nucleotide messenger RNA. RefSeq names its product thrombospondin type 1 domain containing 8 (gene Thsd8). The transcript is spliced from 2 exons. NCBI's taxonomy places the organism in Eukaryota, Metazoa, Chordata, Mammalia, Rodentia, Cricetidae. Bases 27 to 374 code for a protein of 115 amino acids. The record is from RefSeq and is a predicted model, not a curated record.
CGCGUUGGGGUCGGUUGGAGUCCGGCAUGGCCCGGAGCCGGCUGGCUCUGUUGCUGCCACCUCUAGUGCUCCUGGGUCUGGUGUCCCCUACUCAGGUCGACCCAGACUACCAGUAUUUUGGCCAGCAGGGCAAAGGUGACACCUGGGAGCUGCUGAGGCUGCAGCGAAAAAAGGUAGUGGAAGACUCAGUCCUAGGUCCGUGGGGAAAGUGGCGUUGCUUCUGCGAUCUGGGCAAACAGGAACGCAGCCGUCAGGUGCUGGGUACAGCACCAGUGCCAGUGUUCAUGGAUCGAGAGAACAUGGUACAGUUGAGGCCCUGCCGGCAACGGGAUUGUUCAUCUUGCAAACCAAUGGACUGCGACUGGAGGGUCUGAGCA